Messenger RNA from Haemonchus placei, 1824 nucleotides. The record is from the annotation of a GenBank genome assembly. NCBI's taxonomy places the organism in Eukaryota, Metazoa, Nematoda, Chromadorea, Rhabditida, Trichostrongylidae.
AUGGAUUUUAUGCAGUUGUUGGACACUGCUAAUAAGAAUGCAAAAAGUUUAUCGAAGAAGAUUGAUGUACUUAAAAGUGAGGUUGACAGUGAGAAGCGAGCAGAAUUGAAGCGUAUUGAAGCAGAGAAAAAAUUAAGAACGGAAUCGUUGAAACGGAAAAAAGAAGUAACAACUUCGGCUGAGGUGGAGAAGAAGUUUGUUAUACCGAAAAAGAAAAAGGAGUCGUCUGAUGAGGACAAAGCGAAAGUGUUAGCUUACCUUGCCAAAAAGGCCGAAGAGGAACGGCAAGCUCUAAAGAAAAAACAGGCCGAGAAAGAAAGAUUGAUUCAACUACGCCUCCAAGCGCAUGGUGGUAAGGCUUCGAAAAAAAUUGCAAAAAAUUUCGGCUUAACCGCCUUGGACAUGCAAAUCAGGUACGGUCACGAUCACGAACAUGUGGAAAGGCUGCAGAAGCAAGCGUGGAGGGAAGAGGAAGAACGAGAUAAACUGGCUGCUCACUACAGGGAUGGUGUGUAUAAAGCAAUAGCUCAUAAAAGAGAAAUCGAGGAAAAGGUAAAACGUAGUGGUGGUCCACAAAGUAAGCAGCCUCAUCGUGCUGGUGGCAGCAAGUCGGAUAGCAUCGCAGGGCCUUCUAAUCGUCACCAAAACAAUUCUGGUCGGCCUUCUUCCCUUAACGACGUUUCUUCACAACCGAAAGUGCGUGAAUCUGGCGCUGAAAUGAAGAAGAACAAAUCGGCAUCAGUUCUCAAUUUUGAUGCUUUGAUGAAAACUGCAAAGGACAUUGCCGAAGGGAAGGAUUGCAAUCUCGGUUCUCAAUACGAUCGGAGUAAAGAUAAGAAUUCUUCUCGAAUUGCCCCCGCUCCAUCUCGCAUUCCGAAAACGUCUGACUUGGGAAAAUCGAUCAGUCGUUCAGGUGACCCGCCUCCAUUGGCCAAACAUUCUAAGCAAACUGGGAGCUGUGAGUCAAAUCCGAGGGGAGGAUCAUUCAAUCGUGGAACCUCGCAUGAUCUUCAUGUUCGCCCAGAAAGAACAACUCCAUCAUCAAAGGACAACCGGAGCAGCAACCUACAGAAGAGUGCACCCGAGGAAAAUGAUGAUAUGAAAAAGAGUAGGAAGGACCACAAGGGUCGUUUCAAAAAAGGUCCUACUCCUCCUCCUCUCAUCCCACCUGCUGUUGAAGGAAAAAGGUACCUUCCUGGAGAUAUUCGAUAUAAAAAAGCGGCAGAUACUUCAAAGCCUGCUCAGUCUUCCAACCCACCAGGCCAACCGGGACCUUCGAAAGUUGUGUCGAAAUCGGAGGCAAAUUCGAAAUACAUGGAAGAACGUAACAAGCCUGCGAUCAAAAAACCCGAAUUCGAUCGUAAUCGUCACUUGGAAAAGGGAAAAUCCCAAAAGGAUUCUUCAAGGGUUCAAGACUACAUGCCUCGUAAACGAGAUGAUGUCCGAUUGCAUGACCGAAAGCGAGACAGCCGUGACCAUUACGACAGAGCUCGUGAUAGGGAGAAAUAUCAACGCUACGAUCGCGCAUAUGAUUACGACGACGUCGUCAGUGAUGAGGACGACUAUGACAGCGAGAUGGAUGACUUUAUAGAUGAUAGCGGCUUGGAUAUGGAUGAGCUAAGUCGACAGGAGUUUGAAGAGACGCUCAAGAUGGUGAAUCCCAAGUACAACAAGAAGAAAUGGAGAGAACGCGAGCAGACUAUUAGUCUAAGGGAUAUGCAUGCAGAUUAUCGAACGAUUGCUAGAGAGGAGGCAAGAUCUGCUAGAAUCGGGCUCAUAGAAGAUCUACACGAAGCGACGAAAGGGAAAAGCGAGGCUUUAUAA